Symbiodinium sp. CCMP2456 is the source of this 1710-nucleotide messenger RNA. NCBI's taxonomy places the organism in Eukaryota, Dinophyceae, Suessiales, Symbiodiniaceae. The record is from the annotation of a GenBank genome assembly.
GUUGAGCCAGACAUACUGCGCUCGGCGAGUGAGGCGGAUGUUGUGGCCGAGCUCGAGCCGAGGGACAGCUUCGGUGAGUUGUCUUUGAUUUACAACACCUUCCGCGAGGCGACCUUCAAGGCAGUGGAAGAUUCCGAGGUCUACGUAAUUUCUCGGAAGCAUUUCAAAGCUCAUUUCAAUCGGCGCGGGCCUCGAUUCAAGGAUUAUUGCGCGUUGCUCGACGAGGUGCCUGCUCUUUGGCCUCUGCUCCGUGCAGAACGCUGGGAGCUGGCGUGCAACGCGCUCGGCCUUUUUUCUUUCAGGCCUGGUGAGCGGAUCAUCCAUCAGGGGCUACAGCGGAAGUCGGCGCUUUGGUACAUCGUCUUUUCAGGCAGCUGCGUUGUGUCAGCCAGUCACACAGGGCCCGACGGGCAGGAGACCACGGAGGUGAUCUCCACGCUCCGGCGGCCAGGCCACUUUGGCGAGCGCUCUCUUCUCCGAGGUGGUGAACAUGCCAUCCCAGAGGUUAGCGUCGAUGCCGGCAAGGAGGGCCUGGUGUGUCUCGCCUUCGAGGGUCAGGCCAUCCGCGUGUUGCUCGAAGAGCUUUCUAUCCAAGGGGCUUUCGGGGACGGGGCGGAGGCACUGCUGCCCAACGUGAACAGCCUGAGCUCUACUGAGUACGAAUUAGCCAAACUUGGGCGCAUGCGCCGUCAGCGUGUCCAAACCGAGGAGAUUGACAUGAUGAGCCUCAACAAGGUGUGCCAUCUGGGCCGCGGCGGCUUUGCCGACGUCUACUUGAUGGAGGACAAUGUGUCUCAAAAGAGGUAUGCGAUGAAAUGCAUCUCAAAGGGGCAUGUGGAGAAAUUCGAGGCAGUGCGACAGGUCUGCUGGGAGCGAGAGAUGCUGAUGACGGUUGACAGCCCCUUCGUGAUUCGUUUGGUCCGCACGCACAAGGAUGCUGAGUUCUUGUAUAUUUUGCUGGAGGCAGCGCUGGGAGGAACUCUCUACAAGUUGAUGAGACAGAAACCCGAGGUGUUCUGUGACGAUGAGCCGAGGGGCAGUUCAUCAGCCUUCUUCGUCGGCUGCAUCAUUGCAGCGCUCGAGCACUUGCAUGACAGGCGCAUUGUGUACCGUGACCUGAAGCCCGAGAAUGUCCUGCUAGAUGAGCACGGCUAUGCGAAGCUUUGCGACAUGGGGUUUGCUCGUUUCGUCAUUUCCAAAACGAAUACGCUGGCGGGUACUCCCGAGUACAUGGCUCCAGAGGUCAUCGACUUCCCACAUGCUCAUGACGUGACCUGUGAUUGGUGGUCAUUGGGCGUGCUAACCUUCGAGCUGAAUGCUGGCCAGCCUCCCUGGGAGGACGAGGGCGUUGCCGACCUCUUCGGGAAGUUGUUGGCCAUCCGGCGCAGCCAGGAGAAGGGCGAUCCUCGGUAUCCCUUCAGCUGUCCCCUGCCUGUGCGAAACUUCAUCUCCAAGCUACUGACGAAGCUCCCUCACCGUCUCGGUGCGCGCAAGGGUGCACGGGAACUACGGGAGCAUUUCUUUUUCAAGAAAUUGUCCUUCGACUUUCAGGCUUUGAAGGCCCAAACUCUGCCGCCACCUCUCGCACGGCCUUUCCAGCAGAGGGAGUACGCAAUGUGUGGCAUGGAGGACCUCUCAGGCGAGCUCCUGAAAAACUCCGAGCUCUUCAAGCCUGUGCAAGGGGCUUGCAUGUGGGAUGCAGACUUCUGA